Penicillium angulare is the source of this 1428-nucleotide messenger RNA. It is a transcript of the gene erg1, whose product is annotated as squalene monooxygenase erg1. Gene Ontology annotation, biological process: ergosterol biosynthetic process. Gene Ontology annotation, cellular component: endoplasmic reticulum; membrane. Bases 1 to 1428 code for a protein of 475 amino acids. NCBI's taxonomy places the organism in Eukaryota, Fungi, Ascomycota, Eurotiomycetes, Eurotiales, Aspergillaceae. The record is from RefSeq and is a predicted model, not a curated record. Gene Ontology annotation, molecular function: squalene monooxygenase activity; flavin adenine dinucleotide binding. The transcript has a single exon.
AUGACCUCCCUCAACGGCCACGCCACACCAUCUGAACAAGCUGCCCGCCGCCGCGCAGACCACCACGAGGCAGAUGUCGUGAUCAUCGGUGCUGGCAUUCUAGGCUGCGCCCUGGCAGUUACACUGGGGAGACAAGGAAGAAGUGUAAUAUUGCUUGAGGCAAGCAUGAAGGAGCCCGAUCGUAUUGUUGGCGAGUUACUUCAGCCGGGUGGUGUGCAGGCUCUUGAAAAAUUAGGCAUGUCGGAAUGUUUGGAGGAUAUCGAUGCGAUUUCCGUGAAGGGUUACUAUAUUUCAUAUCAUGGGGAGCCGGUUGAGUUGGAUUAUCCUCGCGAAACGGCUUCUUCACCCGAGCCCAGGGGGAGAGCGUUCCAUCAUGGUCGAUUCGUGAUGAAAUUGCGACAGGCUGCUUUGGCUUGUCCGAAUGUUACUGUUGUUGAGACGAAGGCUACGGGGUUGGUUACGUCGACGCACACGAAGCAGGUUCUUGGUGUCGAGUGCGUAACUAAGGAUAUGAAGGAUUGCUACUUUGCUCAGCUUACUGUCGCUGCCGAUGGGUAUAAUUCUGUUUUCCGUAAAGGGAACCUCCCGCAUACGCCGACGCGCCGAUCGAAGUUCUGGGGCCUCGAAAUGAUCGAUGCACCCCUUCCUUCUCCUUGUUGUGGCCAUGUGCUACUCGGUGAUAUUGCGCCCAUCCUCAUGUACCAGAUUGGAACCCACGAGACCCGAAUCCUGAUCGAUAUCCCGGAGAAUCUCCCUGCGGCUUCAAUUAAGAAUGGUGGUGUAAAGGGCUACAUGCGGAAUUGCGUUCUACCUGUUCUUCCAAAGGAUGUACAGCAACCGUUCUUGAAUGCCUUGGAAACAGGUUCAUUGCGAUCAAUGCCAAACUCUUUCUUGCCCGCAUCAACAAAUAAGACAGCCGGUUUAAUGAUUCUGGGUGACGCGCUUAACAUGCGCCACCCAUUAACAGGUGGUGGAAUGACAGUAGCAUUGAACGAUGUCUGUGUGAUUCGUGAACUACUCAGUCCCGAAGCUGUGCCAAGUUUCGAAGAUACAGAACUUGUGCUCAAACAACUUUCUCGCUUUCACUGGAUGAGAAAGAAGUCUUCGACUGUUAUCAAUAUCCUCGCUCAGGCGCUUUACAUGUUAUUCGCUGCUGAUGAUAAGAAUCUCCGCGCACUCCAGCAGGGAUGUUUCCGCUACUUCCAAAUUGCUAACGUUGAUCAACCCGUCCUCAUGCUCGCUGGUCUACUUAAACAACCUCUCGUCCUUGUCACACACUUCUUCACUGUCGCCUUCCUGGCUAUCUGGGUCCAGUUCCGCCAAACACCCUUCACCCAUCUAAUACUGUUUCCCUUCCAAUCCGUCAUGGUGUUCUGGACAGCCUGCAUCGUGAUUGUACCAUACAUUCUUGCCGAGCUCUGGUCUUGA